AUGGGUGGGCUAGUUCAGAUGCUUAAGAGGCCUUUUCCCAAAUCCUUAAAGAAACGACGAAAACUCCCACAAUCAACUGCCGAGUUACCUUGCCGAAAUUAUGAGCAAAAGGUUGGAGUUAUCGGUAUCGACCCAGAAAAGCUGGUGAAGAAGCUGGAGCUGAAGUUUCCUUGCGGAUUCGAUGUACAUAUGAUGCAUAACACCUAUAUUAUCCAGGGCUGCGAGGAUCUGACGUCGGUAAGGCUAUGUCUAUAUGUCCGCGGUCAUGACCAUGCUGAUUAA
Molecule: messenger RNA, 282 nt
Organism: Bipolaris victoriae FI3
Lineage: Eukaryota; Fungi; Ascomycota; Dothideomycetes; Pleosporales; Pleosporaceae
Exons: 2
Coding region: 1-282 (93 amino acids)
Source: RefSeq, a predicted model, not a curated record